Molecule: messenger RNA, 1375 nt
Organism: Pelmatolapia mariae (spotted tilapia)
Lineage: Eukaryota; Metazoa; Chordata; Actinopteri; Cichliformes; Cichlidae
Gene: il17rel
Product: interleukin 17 receptor E-like
Exons: 14
Coding region: 33-1193 (386 amino acids)
Molecular function (GO): interleukin-17 receptor activity
Source: RefSeq, a predicted model, not a curated record
UAACAGUGACAACAGUCCCAGGUUACUGUGGAAUGACCUGGACCAGCACCUAUCAUACUCCAGGAUGCAGUCAUGAAGAUUUUAGAAGACAUGUUCCGGAGUGCAUCACUGGCAGACUGUCGUACAAAGUAAACCCAGACAAGAAGGAGCUGAGCGUAAAUGUUUCAGACAUGCUUAACGAUCACAACUACCACCUCCGUCUCUGCCGAAAGGAUUUCAUCUGCUCUGGCACAGGGGCUUAUACGCUGAUAAAGAAGGAGCAACCCAUAAAGAGUGCCACCUUCCCAUACUCUCGACCUUUGCCCUGCCUGUGCAUUGAGGGCUGGUCAGCGGUGAUGGACGCCCCAAGAGUCCAGGUCUGCCCGUUCAAAGACCGUGUUGAGGAACUGUGGUUUGGAAUCACCUUUGAUCCACUGGAGGAGACUCUGUUAUGGGAGCCUGCUUGCCCAAUUACAGCUACGGCUGCAUUGUGUCAGAUGAGAGAUGAUGGCAUCUGUGUGGAUUUGCCACACUCCUCCCAGAAUGUUACCAGAGAAAAGAUAGCAUUCUCUAAGGUGGAUCCCCAUGAUCGACUGUGCGUCAAGUUUACUGUAGGCUCUCAGUCCUGGACCAGGUGCCCCUUUGCUGAUGGGAGACUCCAAGCAUGGGAGUUGGUUACAACAAGAACAGAGGGGCGUGAAGAAGUGAAGAUGCUGUCACAGAUCUCUGCAAACUUUUCUGUGGGGUUGUGCGUGAAGUCCGAGGGAUCCCCUGAGUGUCAGACCAUUGAAACACACAACGUGCAGGUGGAGAAACAAAAAGCUGUUGAUUUAAACCUGAAAGGGGCAUUCUGCAACUCAUGUCUUCAGGUAAAAAGGCUUGAUGUGGAGUAUGCUGCCACAGUCAUUCACUGUCUGAAGCUGUGCGGUGACUCAUCACCUCUUCGUUCAGACUUGACCUGGGUAUUUGUGCUGACUGGUGUUUGCCUCUUUGGAGUAAUAUGUGUCACUCUGGUGCUUCAUGUCCUAUUAACAGUGCAUCGGAGAAGGAAACAGAAAAUAACCGGAGUCCGUAACGGUGAAAAGCAAAUAGAUUCCCCUCCCACCUGUCUGGUGUCUGUGUUACAAACUCAGCCGGUUGUCCACGGUGGGGUCUUCAUACCCGAUUCACCGCAGUGCGGAAACAACGAGAAGGCCAACUUACUCUCUGAAUGACCAAAGUGCGAGGCAUAAAGAUGUUACAAAAGCAACUAAGUUCUCUGUUGAAUUCAGUAUAUAUUGUAGGCACUGACAUUUCAAACGGUAUGUAGCUUUCUGCAGAGGUGCUGGUUUGUAUGCUUGUUCUAGUUACUGGCUAAUGUAUUUUGUGUGGUUGUGUUUGUUUGAAAGAAAGUUGU